Rasamsonia emersonii CBS 393.64 is the source of this 1149-nucleotide messenger RNA. RefSeq names its product 5-oxoprolinase (ATP-hydrolyzing). NCBI's taxonomy places the organism in Eukaryota, Fungi, Ascomycota, Eurotiomycetes, Eurotiales, Trichocomaceae. The record is from RefSeq and is a predicted model, not a curated record. The transcript is spliced from 3 exons. Gene Ontology annotation, biological process: glutathione metabolic process. Gene Ontology annotation, molecular function: 5-oxoprolinase (ATP-hydrolyzing) activity. Bases 1 to 1149 code for a protein of 382 amino acids. Gene Ontology annotation, cellular component: cytosol.
AUGCCGUUCCUCAACUCUGACAAGGACGACCAGAAGAUCAGAAUCUACAUCGCUUUAUCGAGGAGGCACGUUCUGCGACUGCAUCGGCAUCGUCCCCGCCCGCGAGGACAUCGUCAUCAAGCUGCUCUCAACCAGCGCGGCUCGCUCCUGAUCCAGGAGCUGUUCGUCGAAUACGGCACGCGCGUCGUCCAGCGCUACACGGCGGCCAUCCAGCAAACCGCUGAGAUGGCUGUGCGCAACUACCUCAAGAAAGUUGCCAAAGAGCGUCGCCAGCCGCUCAAGGCAGUCGAGUAUCUUGACGAUGGCACGGAGAUCCAUCUCGAAGUCCGCAUUGACGGCCAGACAGGAAGCGCCGACUUCGACUUCACAGGGACGGACCCGGAGACGUACGGCAACCGCAACGCGCCAGCCAGCCUUGUCUACUCAGCGAUUAUCUACGCAGUGCGGGCGAUGAUCAAUGAGGAGAUUCCCCUGAUCCAGGGCUGUCUCAGCCCGAUCAACAUCAUCAUCCCUCCAAACACUGUGUUGUCGCCGUCUAGCGGCGCAGCCGUGUAUACGGGAAACUCGCUAACCAGCCAGCGGCUGACGGACGUCGUGUUCAAGGCGUUCGAGACGUGUGCCGCCAGCCAGGGCUGCAUGAACAGCGUGCAGAUGUACGGCGGCGAGAAGGCGAAGCCGGGCGAGCCCUUUGCGGGCUUUACUUUCAUGUACGGCGAGACGAUUUGCGGGGGAAGUGGUGCAGGACCGACGUGGCGGGGAGUUUCUGCUGUGCAUACGAACAUGACAAACACACGCGUCACCGACCUCGAGAUCCUCGAAAAGCGAUACCCCGUUCUGGUGAAACAGUUCUCCAUCCGCCACGGCUCCGGCGGCGAGGGCCUGCAUCCAGGAGGAGACGGAGCCAUCCGGGCAUUCGAAGCCCGCGCGGCGAUGACCUUCUCGCUGAGCUCGGAGCGACGCGUGCAUCGGCCGUACAGGAUGGCAGGGGGCGGGCCCGGGAAGAGCGGACGCAACCUGGCGCUGCUCAAACUGACGGACGGGCGAGACCGAUGGGUCAACGUCGGCAGGAAGGGGAUCAUCCAGCUGAAAUGUGGCGAGCAGCUGUUCAUACACACGCCUGGCGGGGGAGGGUGGGGGGGUGCCUCCUGA